Molecule: messenger RNA, 2885 nt
Organism: Episyrphus balteatus (marmalade hoverfly)
Lineage: Eukaryota; Metazoa; Arthropoda; Insecta; Diptera; Syrphidae
Product: ankyrin repeat and ELMO domain-containing protein D-like
Exons: 11
Coding region: 461-2101 (546 amino acids)
Biological process (GO): regulation of transcription by RNA polymerase II
Molecular function (GO): RNA polymerase II cis-regulatory region sequence-specific DNA binding; DNA-binding transcription factor activity, RNA polymerase II-specific
Source: RefSeq, a predicted model, not a curated record
CAAAUUCUCAUUUCGUUUGCUGACAGCUGUCAGACUUGACUACUGUGUGAAAAUUGUUCCCGUCUUUUCUUUCUUCUCGACAAAAAUAAAAUUUUGAAGUUUCUCCAAUUUUGGCAGAUCUCAAUUAAUUCCACACAAAAAUAAUGCAAAAACACUUCAAAAUAAACUACUUUGCAAAAAUAUAAAUAAAUAACAAAUCGUAUUAGCCGUUAAGGUUUUUUUGAGAAGAAGAAAAUUAAAUUUUUUUUUUCUUAUUUGAUUUGUGUGAAUUCUGAAUAAUACGACAUUUUUCGUCACCUUAGAAAAUCAAACUCGGGAAAAAUAGAAUUUAUUUUAAAUUUGAUUAAACUCCUCUUGGGGUUAUUUUUUUUUUCUUGCCCGGAAUCCUUGGUAAAAUUUCAUCACCCAGAAAAAAAAAUAAACUUUAAAAGAAACAAGGAAUAAGUGAAGCAGCACGAAGAUGAUCUCGCCCGAUGCUCUUCAUCACGAGGAGGUGAACUCCGACCUCGACCGACAAAUAAGACAGGACAUCCAUGACAUGGCUCAGGAGGCACAGAUCCAAGCCCAGAUAAUCCAACACGAAGCACGUGAACGCUUCCAAUCAACAUCUAGUGCCGAUGAAUCUGGUUCCGAUCACGAUGGCAACCAUCAGGAUAUGCACGACAUGAGUGACAUGCAAGAUUUAAAAGAUAUCAAAGACAUCAAAGAUAUACUUGAUUCUGGCGAUGGCAAUAAUAUGGAUAGUUCAUCCAUACGCAAACGUCGUGGCAAUUUACCAAAACACUCUGUUAAAAUUCUUAAACGUUGGCUCUAUGAGCAUAGAUACAACGCAUAUCCAAGUGAUGCCGAAAAGUUGACAUUGUCACAAGAAGCCAAUCUUACAGUUUUACAGGUGUGCAAUUGGUUUAUAAAUGCCCGCAGAAGAAUUUUGCCUGAAAUGAUUCGUCGUGAAGGUAAUGAUCCUCUCCACUAUACUAUCUCUAGACGAGGUAAAAAACUUAAUUAUUCAACAAUGAGUGCAUCGAGUUUAAACACAUCUGGCAAUAAUGCACCAAAUCCAAUUACUGGUAGUCCGGCUUCAGAAGUUAUUGUCGGAGCAACCGAAGAGGUUGAAGGCGAGGAAGUGCAUGAUGGUGUUGCCAAUGUACUCACUGCAUUAGGCCAUCAUUUUGUUCAAACACCAGGCGGUCAAGUUGUCAAAGUUGAACCCGAAAUGGAAUACGACGACAGUGUUAUAUACAGAUAUCGUCGACAAAUGUCGCCUUCAAAUUCACAAUUCAUGCAAGUUCCAAGAUAUCCUUUUAACAACAUCACCAACAACCUACCUCAAGCCUUUCAAUUCUAUCAAUAUCCCCGUAAUAAUAAUUAUUUCUAUAACCAAACUGUCAAUCAAAUUAUUCAAAAUAAUCCCAAUCAAUCAUUCCCAAGUCCCGCUAUCAAGAAACGGAGAUCUGAAGAUGACAGCGUAAAUGAAUAUGAAUCGUGUUCACCAAGUGAAGAAGAUACAAACAAAUUUGAAAACUCUAAUGCAUGGCAGGGUGUUAUAAGUACCGAAGAAGUAACAACAAGUCCAUCCAAUGCUGCCUAUUGGAGUGCGCCACACCCGCAUUUGGCACAUUUACCACAAAUACCGCAUCCGUUGAGUGGCAAUACAACAACAACCACCACAGUUGAAAAAACAAUUUCAGUUCCUAUUUGCUUGGCGCGAGGAGGAAGUUCAAAUUCACAAAUUGUUGUGCAAUCUGCCAAUGAAUCUAACACAUCAGCCAAUCACGUGAUACAGAAUGCAACAUCAAAUUCAAUUGUUGAAGUUGCAGCAACGACGGUUGGAGCUGAAGCUACAGUUGUCACUUCAUCAACACAAAAUAAUGUGUUAAAUAAUAAUAACAACAAUAACUCAAAUACAAACAAUAAUAAUAACAAUAAUAUGUUGUCAGCGCAGAGUGUUAUGAUGCCCAGUAGUCAUAUGGUGAAAGGAGUUAUUCGAGAUGAUAAAGAUAAAUUCAAGUGUUUGUACCUUCUAGUUGAAACUGCUGUUGCUGUCCGCCAACGUGAACAGGAACAAGAAGACGUUCAUGUGCUGGAUUUUGUUCAAACAUAAAAUAAAACAAAACAAACGAACAUACAUAAAUGUAGAAAAAGAUAAAAUAACAAACUAGUUGUUAGCUACUUUGAAACACACAACAACAAACAAAAUCACCAUCAAUUCAUCCAAAAUACUCCUUCGAGAAAAACAAAAUAAAAACUCACCAACCACGACAUUUCGACCAAUUUACAAAAAAUCUUCAGUGUUCCAACGGAAUUUUUUUUGUCUGAUAUAAACAGAAGAAGGAUUUAAAUAAAAUUCCAUCCAUCCAUCUUGAAACGCAUAACCAACCCAAAAAAGUAGUUGUAUACAUCGUCGUCGAGGAAGAGAUAAAAAUAGGUGUUUUAAAAAUUACAAAAAGGGAUACUAAAUAUUUAAAAUAAAAUAAAACCACAGAGUGAGAGAACUUGCAAAUAAAACAAAGAAAUAUUGAAAUUUUAACAAAACAGAUUUAAAAAAAAACACAUAAUUUUCUUUAUAAAUAAUAAUUAUUUUACUACAUUCAACUUUUCAUUUUAUAUAAAAAAUACAAAUACAUAAAUAUAAAAUACAUGAUAAAUGUAUAUAAAUACAAAUAUUAUAUAUAUAAUUUUUAAAUUUACCUAACAGAUUUAAAUAUAUUUUAAUAUAUCACAAAAAUAAAAGGAAAUUUUCAAAAAUUUCCUCUUACAGAUACAAAGUAUUUUUUUUUUCUUUUUUUCAAAUUCAUAAAAAUAUACUAAAAUGCAAAUAUUAUUACAGAAUAAUAUUUAAUUAUAUAAAUGUAUAGUAAAUCAAAUGGAUCAAAAUUUAAAAAAAA